Messenger RNA from Oncorhynchus masou masou (cherry salmon), 970 nucleotides. Its product is annotated as pirin-like. Gene Ontology annotation, biological process: monocyte differentiation. The transcript has 5 exons. The record is from RefSeq and is a predicted model, not a curated record. Gene Ontology annotation, molecular function: quercetin 2,3-dioxygenase activity. NCBI's taxonomy places the organism in Eukaryota, Metazoa, Chordata, Actinopteri, Salmoniformes, Salmonidae. The annotation marks the transcript as partial. Gene Ontology annotation, cellular component: nucleus.
CAACAGAUACAGUGUUGGCAACCGCGACAACAACAUGACUGCUUGGAAGAUGAUGGGCUUAUAAUUCUGUUGUUGCCAUCACACUGGGAGGAUUUGACAGCCUACAUUACGUGCUUGUCUGAUUGUAGUUGAUAUUCGGAGUAAAUUAGUCUUGUUGAGUCCACAUCCAACUUCUGCAAGUAUUUUUGUUCAAGGUGUACCACAAUAAAUAAGGUACUACUAGUAAAUAACCCUAUCCUCUACAAUGAGGAUAAGAAGAGUUGUGAAGACGGUGUUGAGUGUGGAGCAGGUAGAAGGUGUGGGAGCCCAUGUCCGCAGAAGCAUAGGAAGAAAGGAGCUGAUUAACCUGGAUCCUUUCUUGAUGUUGGAUGAGUUCAAAGUCAAAAAGCCAUCUGGCUUCCCUGAUCACCCCCACAGAGGCUUUGAGACCGUGACCUACGUUUUGAAAGGUGUUUCAGCUCAUGAGGAUUUCUGUGGCCACUCUGGACUACUGAAACCAGGGGAUUUACAGUGGAUGACGGCAGGCCGAGGGGUGGUCCAUGCAGAGAUGCCCGUGUCUGAGGAGCCCGUCCAGGGCCUGCAGCUGUGGGUCAACCUGAGGAGGGAGGACAAGAUGGUGGAGCCCCAGUACCAGGAGCUGAAGGACAGCCAGGUCCCCAAGCCCAGCAGGGAGGGGGUCACUGUGGCCGUUAUCUCUGGACAGGCCCUGGGGGUACAGGUGAGGAGCACCAUACUAACCAUAACCCUGGGGGUACAGGUCAGGAGCACCAUACUAACGCACCAUACUAACCAUAACCCUGGGGGUACAGGUGAGGAGCACCAUACUAGCCAUAACCCUGGGUGUACAGGUGAGGAGCACCAUACUAACCAUAACCCUGGGUGUACAGGUGAGGAGCACCAUACUAACCAUAACCCUGGGUGUACAGGUCAGGAGCACCAUACUAACCAUAACCCUGGGUGUACAGGUGAG